Molecule: messenger RNA, 1103 nt
Organism: Pyrus x bretschneideri (Chinese white pear)
Lineage: Eukaryota; Viridiplantae; Streptophyta; Magnoliopsida; Rosales; Rosaceae
Exons: 2
Coding region: 105-734 (209 amino acids)
Source: RefSeq, a predicted model, not a curated record
AUUAUUCCAAUUUCCAAGCUUAAAGCCAUAAACCCAAAACCCCUUUCCUUCCGAAGGGGUCCUAAAACCCUAAUUUUACCAGUCCGAACCCAAAUCCAAACGCCAUGAACUCCUUCACCAACACCACCAAUUUCGACAACCUCAUGCUCCAAACCCUAAUGGGCAGGCUCCAAAUCCGACCCCCCACCAACAACUCCUUCCUCUCCCAAACCCUCGAGGAUCUCCUCCUCGACGCUGCCAAUCUCACCGCCGACGACGACGAUGACGACGAGAACAAGACCCAGCUCGCCAAAGAAGAAUCCCGCCUCGAGAAGGAUAUCAUCCGGGUUAUUCUCAGCGGCAAGACCGAUUCCCUCAAGCCCAAUUCUGGUCAGGCCGUCACCAUUGGAGAGCAUCACAUUUGCGUGGGGUUUCAUGAGGAAUCGGGUUCGGACUAUCGGGUUUGGGAGUGGCAUGGGCACAUCAUGCUCUUUGAUGAAGAGAACGGGUACACCCCUGAGUAUAUAUAUGGGAAUUACUUUGAGAGGUUGAUUGGUAAGGCUCGUGGAAGUGGUGGCAGCGGAGGUGGCAGUGUUCUUGUUGAGAAGGCCAAGGAGGAAGAGGAAGAGGAAGAGGAGGAGGAUAAAGAGAAAGUUACUACUUUGGGGCUCAGGGAGUUGAUUGAUGGCGGGGAUUCGGGUCAGGGUCGAAUUCUUCAUCGGAAUAUCAAUGCGGGUUCUACAAGGAUUACCUAAAAGAAAGGCUUUUGGCUGCAUAAGAAGUUUCUAGUGUCAAAGAAGGAGCCUCCUCGAACUUUUCCUUGAUUUGGUACUUGGGAUGGCAAUUCAAGACUGCUUGUCAUUUCACAUGGUUGUAAGCUGUUUUAUUUUUUUGUUUUUGUUUGAUUUUCCAGUACGUACGACGGUACAAAAGGAGGAAUGUCUUGUGAGACAUCAUUCUGUUAAAGUAGUUUUUGAUUAGCGCUGCUUAUCAAUGCACUAAAAUGGUGCAUCGACUCUUUUAUAUUACUUGGUUGUAAAUUUUAGUUAUGCCUGUAAGCUGGCUAGUACAAGAUGGUUUAUGCAAAUUUGAAAAGACAGAACAAUUGAGUUUCAUACAAGUCA